AUGGGUAUUGACCGAACUGAUAUUCCCGAGGAACUCAAAAGUGACAAAACUGUUACAUCGUAUAUUCAAAGGGCAGCCGAGCUUAAUGAGAUCGAGCCCGUGAUAAGUUUUUAUUGCAAGAUAUUAGUUCUUCAGCAUAUACUAGACAAGAAAUUGCACUUGCAAAGCAAAGCAAACGAAGGAUUAACAAUCAAGCUCUUGGAAGAUACGGAGGCGACAAAGAAUAGCGAAGAGGAUGAGAACUUGAAUACAGUGUUGAAGGAUAAGAAUUUGUCUUUUGGAGUAGUUUUGAAAUUUGUUUAUGAGUUGUUCAAUUCUUGUCUUGCUGGGUUAAAUCACUAUACAGCAGAACAGAAAGCGCCACUUUUGGCCAAGUUUAAAGCCACGUUGGACUUUUUUGCAUUGUUUGAUAUUUUCAAGAACUCCGAGGAUACUCUUGAGUAUGCCAAGUAUACGGGAGGCAAGAUAAAUUCGUGGAGUGAAUUUGAGCAGUUGAAUAAGCAAAAAGUCAAGACAUUGAAGUACCAUAUGACCAGGCUUAUUAAGAAUGAGGUACCGACUGUAUACCUGGCUCCUAUAAACGAUGCUGAUUUAGAGAAGGAGUUGGAUGAUGAAAUUGCCAAUUUAGGCAGUGACCAAUCAUUGCCUUCAACGCAACUCAAAGAUGAGGAUAAGUUUGACGAAACAGACGAAGCGGAUAACGCAAACAAAAAGGAUGAAGGAGAGGAGGGAAAUGAAAUUGGAGCUCACGAAGGGAGUCUUGAACGACAAAAUAAGGCUAUAGAGAGCAAUGAUGAUUAUUCUACAAAGUUGCCAGCACCUCCAACACUGGACUUGUUAGGCAAUACCCAUAGUAGCAAAGACACUUUUCCAGGUGAUGGUAUUAACGACGAGCAUGAUACUGGUAUAGGUUAUGGCGAUAGUGAUGGAAAAGAGGCACAUAAUAAAGGGAAUGAACCAGCGACAAGUCUUCCUGGUGUUCCCCAUUCUCAACCUCGUGAUGACGAAGAUGAGAACCCAUUUGAACUACCAGGGGCACCAACAUACCUACCAGACCAAGAUUUGCUGAAUAUAAACAAAACCAAUGCGAUCCACGUGAUUCCACGUCCGUCAUUAGAAGAGUCACGAAGAUCUCUGAGCAAUGCAAAACCUACUCCUAGAAGGACUACUCUGGAGCAGCUGCUGGUACCUCAGAGACACCAAAAGCAUAUUACUAAGGAGAACAUUAAUGAGAUAUUGAAUAGAGAAGAAGCCAUUGCAAAGAUACAAAAGCAUACGAAAUUUGCAAAUUCCGCUUUGCAAUUUGAUGACUUGGGCGAGGCCGAGAAACAGUUGCUUGAGGGAAUCGAGUUAUUGCGCGUGUUAAGGGCACAGGAGCCAGAAGAUUAA
This is a messenger RNA of Lodderomyces elongisporus, 1389 nucleotides long. RefSeq lists its product as uncharacterized. The record is from RefSeq and is a predicted model, not a curated record. Gene Ontology annotation, cellular component: multivesicular body. NCBI's taxonomy places the organism in Eukaryota, Fungi, Ascomycota, Pichiomycetes, Serinales, Debaryomycetaceae. The transcript has a single exon. Gene Ontology annotation, biological process: late endosome to vacuole transport via multivesicular body sorting pathway. Bases 1 to 1389 code for a protein of 462 amino acids.